AUGUACGGAACGAUCUUAGAAAGUGUUCAGUAUUUGCAUGAAUUGAAUCCACAGACCAUUCACAGAGACCUCAAACCAGAAAACAUAUUGAUUGCCAAAAAUGUACGGAACGGUAGAUUUGUUAAGUUAUGUGACUUUGGUUUUGCUACAGUUCACGACAAACGCGUUCACUACAGGACUACACAAAAACAUACGGCAGAUGUGGGAGACGUGAAAUAUAUGGCACCAGAAAUAUCUUAG
Messenger RNA from Oppiella nova, 240 nucleotides. The record is from the annotation of a GenBank genome assembly. NCBI's taxonomy places the organism in Eukaryota, Metazoa, Arthropoda, Arachnida, Sarcoptiformes, Oppiidae.